Syzygium oleosum is the source of this 849-nucleotide messenger RNA. RefSeq names its product putative F-box protein At5g62660. The record is from RefSeq and is a predicted model, not a curated record. NCBI's taxonomy places the organism in Eukaryota, Viridiplantae, Streptophyta, Magnoliopsida, Myrtales, Myrtaceae. The coding region runs from base 1 to 849 and encodes 282 amino acids. The transcript is spliced from 2 exons.
AUGUCUUAUUAUGAGCUCCUGGUGACUUCGCUUCCCAAAUCGGUUGCGGAGCCGUGGCUCUAUGGAGCUGUGUGUCACGGAUUGCUCUGCUUUGAGGACCUCUGCGGCGCCACCUUUCUCUUCAACCCUCUGACCCGAGAAGCCGUCUUGCUGCCGAGCGACCUGUUGCACGAACGGGCUUACCUGGACAGUAUCGGAAUCGGGGUGGACCGCCUGACCAGCCUGUACAAGAUCCUGCGCGUGAGCUAUUCUCUCGGUAAAGACCUCUCAGUCCACCCGAUUAUUAGGGCAGAGGUCCUCGAUCAGGGCUCGUGGUCAUGGAGGGACACAGUGAGCGCCCCUCCCGACCUCCCCGUCGGAGCCCCCGUGUACGCUGCCGGAUCGAUCCACUGGAGUGUCGCCGGCGGCGGAGGCCACAUUGUCGGGACCUUGUCAUUCGACCUCGCAAAGGAGGAGUUUGGGCCUACUCCGUUCCCGGAGCUUCGAGGCACCCGCCUGGUCCGCCUGGUGGACCACCGGGGAGCUCUGGGGCUCAUCGACCCCUCGCUUCAGGAGAGCGUGGAUAUGUGGGUGAUGGAGGAGAGCGGGCUGUGGGUGAGGAAGCACAGGAUCCCGCUGACGUUGCUGGGAUGCGUGUCUAGUCACCAGUUCGGCGAGUUUCUGGGCUGUGGUGGCCGGAAGAUGGUGCUCAAGCACCGGAGCGGCCUCUUGAGCUAUGAUCCGGCGACUGACGAGCUGGAGUACGUGCAGAGGGGCCGCGAGUUGCCGGCCAGAGUUGUAGGCAGCAUCACCGUGAGUUUGCUUUCGCCGGCGAAGUUGUGGAAUGCGGACAAGGUCCUGUUUUUUUAG